Messenger RNA from Miscanthus lutarioriparius, 366 nucleotides. NCBI's taxonomy places the organism in Eukaryota, Viridiplantae, Streptophyta, Magnoliopsida, Poales, Poaceae. The record is from the annotation of a GenBank genome assembly.
AUGGCCAUGCUGUUCAUUGGGCUGAAUGCGGCGAUCAGUGUGCACAUGUACAAUGAGCUGGGCUCCGGCCAGCCGCGCACCACCAAGCACGCGGUGGCGGCGGUGGUGGCGCAGUCACUGGCCAUGGGGCUUGUGGCCAUGGCGCUAGUGCUGGCAUACUGCAACAACUUCGUGGUGCUCUUCACGGGCGACCGAGACAUGCAGGCGGCCAUGGGGAAGGUGGCGCACCUGCUGGUGGCGACCAUGGUGCUCAACAUCAUGCAACCGUUGAUCUCCGGGGUGGCCAUCGGCGGCGGCUGGCAGGCGUUGGUCGCCUACAUCAACCUUAGCUGCUACUACGCCGGUGUAGUUCGGUUGAGUCGAUGA